Molecule: messenger RNA, 3247 nt
Organism: Eurytemora carolleeae
Lineage: Eukaryota; Metazoa; Arthropoda; Copepoda; Calanoida; Temoridae
Gene: Ptpmeg
Product: tyrosine-protein phosphatase non-receptor type 4
Exons: 18
Coding region: 141-3056 (971 amino acids)
Biological process (GO): protein dephosphorylation
Cellular component (GO): cytoskeleton
Molecular function (GO): protein tyrosine phosphatase activity; protein binding
Source: RefSeq, a predicted model, not a curated record
AAUAUAAUGUGAAAUAUUUCAGAGAAAAACAAUGUUUUUGUGAAUCUAAAGCAGAAAAGGAUUAUCAAAAGUGAAAAGUUAUGUGUAUAUAUAUGUCAAAUUAAUGAAUGAAAGUGACGUGGAAUGGAUGGAUUGAAUAGAUGACGGAAAUGGAAACUUUGGUGGAAAAAAUGAACCGCCGAGGGAUUUCCACUUCCAGUAUUCAGACUGGAGUGUACAAAGUUGGCGAGGGGUCAGGGAGUACACUGCGUCAGUUUCCUGUACACGUGACAUUCCUUGACGAUACUGUACAUAGAUUCUUCCUUGACAAGAAGGCAAAGGGAGCAGAUCUUCUAAAUCUGGUUUUCCAGCACCUGGAGCUUACGGAGCGUGAAUAUUUUGGUUUAAUAUUCUGUGAGGGUGGAGUACCCCUACCCUUGGGUCCUGCUCCCGAUGUGUCCCGAUGGUUGGAUCCCAGUAAACCGCUGCGUAAGCAGAUGCGUGUAAAGGGUGUGUGCGAGGUGCACCUGCAGUUCAGGGUUAAGUUCUAUGUGACAGAUCCGAGCAGGUUGCAGGAGGAGUAUACUAGAUACCAUCUUUACCUUCAGGUGAAGCAGGAUCUUGUGUAUGGAAGAUUGCUGGGCCCUCUCUCCACCAUCUCCCUACUCACCUCCUACACUGCUCAGAGUACACUAGGAGACUUCGACGUGGAUUCUUGUAGAUCUGGAUAUCUUGCUCCCUUCACUAACCUUAGAACCCACUGUAAAGGAUCAGGGAUGGAAGAUCAAUUAGAAAUAGACAGAAGAAUAGCAGAGCUACAUAGGUUGCAUAAAGGCCAGAGUCCCGCUGAGGCGGAAUUAAAUUUUCUUGAGCACGCUAAACGGUUGGAGAUGUACGGUAUUUCCCUCCACCCGGGAAAGGAUUCUAACAGUCGGGAUAUACAGCUUGGAGUGACAUCUAUCGGCCUCGUGGUUUUCCAGAACAAUCUGAAAAUUAACACAUUUAGUUGGAGUAAGAUAGUGAAAAUCUCGUUCAAAAGAAAACAAUUCUUUAUUCAAUUACGGAAAGAGCUGACGGAGACCUACGAUACGUUACUUGGUUUUAAUCUCUCCUCCUACCGAUCCUGUAAAAAUCUGUGGAAAUCUGCUGUCGAACACCAUUCUUUCUUUAGAUUACAUAGUCCCAAGCUCUCGAGUAAAAGAUUCCCGUUCACUCUCAGCUCAAAGUUCCGAUACUCCGGUCGAACGGAAUACCAGACGGUAACGGAAAGUGCGAGUCGGUCAACUCCCGGGUUACUUGGUUCCGGCGUCCGUCGGCCGAAUCGGCAAACCCUGCCAGCCAAUCUUGAAAGACGAAAGCUCUUGCUAGCCUCUCCGGAACAUAGUUCAAUAGGAUCAAGUAACCAUGGAACCUCAAAUAAGUCCAAUACUUCUCUUCCUCCUCCCUCCAACCUUGUUACUCCCUCACCCUCCCAUCCACCCAAACCUCUUUCUGAAACCUCAAGUCGCGUAUCCCUCGCGGUACGUGCCUACGAGUCUUUUAACACUCGCGUCCAGUCCUUGGGAGUUCGCGUGCCCCGACGCGCCUGGACGGAAGAAUCUGACGACGAUGGCGGCUUUCUCGCGAGAACAAUCCCCCGCCUCCGACCCUCGGCUCCGUCCAGCGAAUCUCGAUCUAAUCACUCCCGCCGAUCCCCCGUUGAUCUCUCCUGCCCCCCAGCCAAAUUCUCAUUCGUCGACGAUUCUGCGUCUGAGAAGGGUAGCGAGAGAGCAAGCAGCGAGCCUCCAAGUCAAACUGCUACACUCCAAAUACAAUCCCCCUCCCCUUUACCUUCACCGUCUCUACCUCCUCCGACUGCCUCUGUUACACCUCCGGAGGAUGUUGAAGACGCCUCCAGCCAAAUUUCCGGGUCCUCCGUCGGCCUCGUGAUCAUCACAAUGCUCCCGGAUACCCUGGGCAGGUUCGGGUUCAACGUGAAGGGAGGGAAUGAUCAGGGUGUCCCUGUAAUAGUGAGCAGGGUAGCUGGGGGUACCCCGGCGGAUACAUGUAUACCUCGUCUCACGGAGGGUGAUCAGGUGGUCAUGAUCAAUGGCAGGGAUAUAUCUUCACUCACUCAUGAUCAGGUUGUGAACUUUAUCCGCGCAGCUCGAGAACCUCACUCCGGCCAACUAGUUCUAGCAGUCAGACAGAACGUUUACCUGGGAGAGGAAGUAGAAGAACCGGUUUUCCAGUAUGUACCGGAAAAAUGCCUCAGUCCGGCCUGGGGAAAGGAUGAAGCUAGUCUGAGUGAGUUGACCCCUCUGCAGCAAAGUAUGCUGCUCUUGGCAGAAUCCCUGGAGAGUGGCGCUAUCUCUGGACAGUUUGAGCAGCUCUACCGUAGAAAUCCAUCAAUACCAAUCACAGAUUGCCACCUACCGGAGAAUUCGGCUAAAAAUAGGUACAAGGAUAUAUCUCCGUAUGACCAAACUAGAGUCCUGCUCUCCUCCUGUCCUAGCGGAGACUACAUCAACGCUAACCAUGUUGUAGUCGAUAUUCCAGGCAGCGGGGUAGUCAAUAGAUAUAUUGCUACUCAGGGCCCCCUGUCUCACACCUGUCUUGAGUUCUGGUAUAUGGUCUGGGAGCACGAGAUUCCUCUGCUCAUCAUGCUCACUACCGUCGUGGAGAGGGGCAGAGCCAAGUGCCACAAGUACUGGCCUGAUCUUGAUAGUACUGUUAUGUACGGGAGUAUCAGUGUUACAUGUACACGGGAGGAAAUCAGAAAUAGUUUUGCGUACAGAGACUUUACCCUUCUUCACGCUGACCUGCCAGAUGACGCAAGACUAGUUUCUCAAAUGCAGUACCUUAGCUGGCCCGACCAUGGUACUCCUGACGAUUCGACCGAGUUUGUCGAAUUCGUCGAUGAUGUACGAGAAAUGCGCGAGAAGUCGGCUACGGUAGCUCCGACUUUAGUUCACUGUAGCGCUGGGAUCGGAAGAACUGGAGUUUUGAUUUUGAUGGAGUCAGCCUUAUGUUUAAUAGAAGCUAACCAACCUGUUUAUCCAUUAGAUCUUACAAGGUUAGUUUUAUACCAUAUAUAGAUAGUCCGGUCCAACAGUUUAUGUUUAAUAGAAGCAAACCAACCUGUUUAUCCAUUAGAUCUUACAAUGUUAGUUUUAUACAAUAUAUAGAUAGUCCGACCCAACAGUUUAUGUUUAAUAGAAGCUAACCAACCUGUUUAUCCAUUAGAUCUUACAAGGUUAGUUUUAUACAAUAUAUAGAUACUCCGGCC